Molecule: messenger RNA, 2884 nt
Organism: Diceros bicornis minor
Lineage: Eukaryota; Metazoa; Chordata; Mammalia; Perissodactyla; Rhinocerotidae
Gene: NRG2
Product: neuregulin 2
Exons: 10
Coding region: 21-2537 (838 amino acids)
Biological process (GO): nervous system development; animal organ development; intracellular signal transduction
Molecular function (GO): signaling receptor binding
Source: RefSeq, a predicted model, not a curated record
CCCCCAAAUGGCCUGGCCAGAUGCGGCAGGUUUGCUGCUCAGCGCUGCCGCCGCCGCCACUGGAGAAGGCUCCGUGCAGCAGCUACAGCGACAGCAACAGCAGCAGCGAGAGGAGCAGCAGCAGCAGCGAGAACAGCAGCAGCAGGAGCAGCAGCAGCAGCAACAGCAGCAUCUCCCGUCCCGCUGCGCCCCCAGAGCCGCGGCCGCCGCAACAGCCGCAGCCCCGCAGCCCCGCAGCCCGGAGAGCCGCCGCCCGCUCGCGAGCCGCAGCCGCCGGCGGCAUGAGGCGCGACCCGGCCCCCGGCUUCUCUAUGCUGCUCUUCGGUGUGUCGCUCGCCUGCUACUCGCCUAGCCUCAAGUCGGUGCAGGACCAGGCGUACAAGGCACCCGUGGUGGUGGAGGGCAAGGUACAGGGGCUGGCCCCGGCCGGCGGCUCCAGCUCCAACAGCACCCGCGAGCCGCCCGCCUCGGGUCGGGUGGCGUUGGUGAAGGUGCUGGACAAGUGGCCGCUCCGGAGCGGGGGGCUGCAGCGCGAGCAGGUGAUCAGCGUGGGCUCCUGUGCGCCGCUCGAAAGGAACCAGCGCUACAUCUUUUUCCUGGAACCCACGGAGCAGCCCUUAGUCUUUAAGACGGCCUUUGCCCCCCUCGACACCAACGGCAAAAACCUCAAGAAAGAGGUGGGCAAGAUCCUGUGCACUGACUGCGCCACCCGGCCCAAGCUGAAGAAGAUGAAGAGCCAGACAGGACAAGUGGGUGAGAAACAAUCACUGAAGUGCGAGGCAGCAGCCGGGAACCCCCAGCCCUCCUACCGCUGGUUCAAGGACGGCAAGGAACUCAACCGCAGCCGAGACAUCCGUAUCAAGUACGGCAAUGGCAGAAAGAACUCACGACUACAGUUCAACAAGGUGAAGGUGGAGGACGCUGGGGAAUAUGUCUGCGAGGCCGAGAACAUCCUGGGGAAGGACACAGUCCGGGGCCGGCUCCACGUCAACAGCGUGAGCACCACUCUGUCGUCCUGGUCGGGGCAUGCCCGGAAGUGCAACGAGACAGCCAAGUCCUAUUGUGUCAAUGGAGGCGUCUGCUACUACAUCGAGGGCAUCAACCAGCUCUCCUGCAAAUGUCCAAACGGAUUCUUCGGACAGAGAUGUUUGGAGAAACUGCCUUUGCGAUUGUACAUGCCAGAUCCUAAGCAAAAAGCCGAGGAGCUGUACCAGAAGAGGGUCCUGACUAUCACCGGCAUCUGCGUGGCUCUGCUGGUCGUGGGCAUCGUCUGCGUGGUCGCCUACUGCAAGACCAAAAAACAGCGGAAGCAGAUGCACAAUCACCUCCGGCAGAACAUGUGCCCAGCCCACCAGAACCGGAGCUUGGCCAACGGGCCCAGCCACCCCCGGCUGGACCCUGAGGAGAUCCAGAUGGCAGACUAUAUCUCCAAGAAUGUGCCAGCCACAGACCACGUCAUCCGGAGGGAAACCGAGACCACCUUCUCUGGGAGCCACUCCUGUUCUCCUUCUCACCACUGCUCCACAGCCACGCCCACCUCCAGCCACAGGCAUGAGAGCCACACGUGGAGCCUGGAACGUUCUGAGAGCCUGACCUCCGACUCCCAGUCGGGCAUCGUGCUGUCAUCAGUGGGCACCAGCAAGUGCAACAGCCCAGCAUGCGUGGAGGCCCGGGCACGGCGGGCGGCAGCCUACAGCCUGGAGGAGCGGCGCAGGGCUGCCGUGCCCCCUUACCAUGACUCCAUCGACUCCCUGCGCGACUCCCCACACAGCGAGAGGUACGUGUCGGCUCUGACCACGCCCGCGCGCCUCUCUCCCGUGGACUUCCACUACUCGCUGGCCACGCAGGUGCCGACUUUCGAGAUCACGUCCCCCAACUCGGCGCACGCCGUGUCGCUGCCGCCCGCCGCUCCCAUCAACUACCGCCUGGCGGAGCAGCAGCCGCUCCUGCGGCACCCAGCGCCCCCCGGCCCCGGCCCUGGACCCGGGCCCGGCGCCGACAUGCAGCGCAGCUACGACAGCUACUACUACCCCGCGGCGGGGCCGGGGCCGCGGCGCGGGGCCUGCGCGCUCGGCGGCAGCCUGGGCAGCCUGCCCGCCAGCCCCUUCCGCAUCCCCGAGGACGACGAGUACGAGACCACGCAGGAGUGCGCGCCGCCGCCGCCGCGCGCCCGCGGCGCGUCCCGCAGGACGUCGGCGGGGCCCCGGCGCUGGCGCCGCUCGCGCCUCAACGGGCUGGCGGCGCAGCGCGCACGCGCGGCGCGGGACUCGCUGUCGCUGAGCAGCGGCUCAGGCGGCGGCUCGGCCUCGGGCUCCGACGACGACGCGGACGACGCUGACGGGGCGUUGGCGGCUGAGAGCACGCCUUUCCUCGGCCUGCGCGCGGCGCACGACGCGCUGCGCUCGGACUCGCCGCCGCUGUGCCCGGCGGCCGACAGCAGGACUUACUACUCCCUGGACAGCCACAGCACGCGGGCCAGCAGCAGACACAGCCGCGGGCCGCCCCCGCGGGCCAAGCAGGACUCGGCGCCCCUCUAGGGGCCCCGCCGCCCCCUCCGCCUCGCCCGCCCCCCUGUCUUUAAGGAGAACAGAGACCACCGACUGGAGAGAGAAAGGAGGAAAAAAAGAAAUAAAAAUAUUUUUAUUUUCUAUAAAAGGAAAAAGGUAUAACAAAAUGUUUUAUUUUCAUUUUAGCAAAAAUUGUCUUAUAAUACUAGCUAACGGCAAAGACGUUUUUAUAGGGAAACUAUUUAUAUGUAACAUCCUGAUUUACAGCUUCGGGAAAAAAAAAGAAACAACAAAAAAAAAGAGAGAUGGGCCAAUUUUUUGACUCUUUAAUAGAAACCUAUAUUGUGGUGCCUUUUGCUGUACGCUAAUCUGGAGCU